Melanaphis sacchari is the source of this 1204-nucleotide messenger RNA. RefSeq names its product NAD kinase 2, mitochondrial (gene Nadk2). The coding region runs from base 1 to 1131 and encodes 376 amino acids. Gene Ontology annotation, molecular function: NAD+ kinase activity. NCBI's taxonomy places the organism in Eukaryota, Metazoa, Arthropoda, Insecta, Hemiptera, Aphididae. The transcript has 3 exons. Gene Ontology annotation, cellular component: mitochondrion. The record is from RefSeq and is a predicted model, not a curated record. Gene Ontology annotation, biological process: NAD+ metabolic process; NADP+ biosynthetic process.
AUGAUUAUCAAAAAGACAUUUAAACAGAUGUGUAUCGGACGCAGAUAUAUGCAACUAUGGAAAGACAAAAAAGUUUUAUUGGUAGCAAAGUACACUAGAGUUGAACGUGAAAGACUAGAACACCCUAAUGUAUCAGAAAAACAACUAUUAAACCAAUUAAGUAACCAAGGUGCCAACUUAAAAACAAUUUUGGAAUCACAUAAUGAACACUACAAUAUUGUAAAAGAAGUGACAUCUGCUAUAAAUCGUUUGGAUGUUGAAGCAAAGAUAAUUAAUUUGAAGGAUAUUAAUACUGCAGCAGUAUCUUGGGCUGAUGUUCUAAUUGCUAUUGGCGGAGAUGGAACGUUUCUUGUCAUGUCCAGUUAUGUUCAAAAUAACCAAACACCAGUUAUUGGUAUUAAUUCUAAUCCAAGUUCAUCACUUGGUUAUUUAUGUUUACCAGAAAUCUGCUCUCGAAAUAUACAGAAGACAUUUGAUACGUUAGAAAAACAAAAUUUUUUUUUCAUCGACCGAAGAAGAAUUAGAGUUGCAAUGAAGAAUAUCAAGAAAAAAAUGGAACCACCGAUAAAUAUGUAUCAAGAUUUUGUAAAAGUUAGACCAGAUUCUCAUUCAUCACAUGACAUGUUGGCGCUUAAUGAAGUAUUUAUUGGUGAUAAAAUGCCAGGACGCACUUCUGAAAUGGAGUGUAAAUUUGAUGGUAAUGUGCCUAUAAAAAUAAAAUCAUCUGGACUUUGUAUAAGUACCGGAACUGGAUCAAGUGCAUGGAGUUAUGCAUUGAAUAAAAUUAGUGUUAAUGAAGUUCGAAAGAUUUUAAGUUACAAAUUUUGUCAAAUAUCAGAACAAGAAUGUAUAAAAAUAGCUAAUGAUUAUAAUAAAAAUCUAGUUUAUAGACCAGAUUUGGAAAAUUUACAAUAUACUAUAAGAGAACCAACAGGAAGAUCUCUUUGGCAGUCAAAUGAUGAACUGAUAAAAUCUGAUAAAAUAAAACAAGCCGAAGUAGAGACCCAUUGUGAAGAAGGAUGUAUAAUACUAGAUGGAUUUUUGAUAUAUGUUUUUCCUAAGGGUGCACAAGCUAUUUUAACCUCAAGACCUGAAGAUUCAAUUAAGUCAGUUAUGAUUAAUGUUGACUAAAAGGAUAAUUAAAUUUUAUAAAUUUUGAUCUAAUCUUUAAAUUGUGAUAUUUUUAUACAAUUUUAAUCAUAAA